AUGUCCUAUUUGUCACCGUUGUCAUCAUGUUCAAGUCCUGGAUGGAAUGACCCGCCAACAGUAAUUGAUCACAGCAAAAAAACUUCAUCUUCAGGAAGCGGUGCAUUGAUUAACAAACAUCGCCGUCCGGUGCAUCCUUCAAUUCAGGUACUGUUAUGUGCUCCAUGUGACACAAAAUUAUUUCUUGCAUCAAGCAAUCAAGUUGUACUUUCGAACUCAUUGCAACCAGUUUUUUCACCUCAAACACCAUUGUCGACUUUUAAUCCAACAUUAGUUUCAUUUGCACCGUCAGGUCAAGGAACACCUAAUGCGGUAAUUAAUUCACAGCCUAUGGCAUCAGUGCCUGUACCAAAUCAUACAUGUGUGGAUUCAUUCAUUCCAUAUUCUCCAUCUGUGUCUGCAGAAACAAAGAAAGUAGCGCUGGAUGAAUCACUGUACCCUCAACAGCAAAAGCAUCGUUCGGUUUUUGAUGCUUUUACUAUUACAGGGAACAAAGGUGCCAUAUUUACUAUUUCCUAG
Thelazia callipaeda (thelaziosis nematode) is the source of this 519-nucleotide messenger RNA. The record is from the annotation of a GenBank genome assembly. NCBI's taxonomy places the organism in Eukaryota, Metazoa, Nematoda, Chromadorea, Rhabditida, Thelaziidae.